Messenger RNA from Glossina fuscipes, 1329 nucleotides. RefSeq names its product putative tricarboxylate transport protein, mitochondrial. The transcript has 4 exons. The coding region runs from base 114 to 1124 and encodes 336 amino acids. Gene Ontology annotation, biological process: mitochondrial citrate transmembrane transport. The record is from RefSeq and is a predicted model, not a curated record. NCBI's taxonomy places the organism in Eukaryota, Metazoa, Arthropoda, Insecta, Diptera, Glossinidae.
CGUAUGCCGUAAUAAACCACUUUACAGAGUGGACGUUAUUUAUAGAUUUAAAUUAAAACGAGAUAAGAAUGAAUAUUUGAUCCCUAAAAGCAUGCUAUAGAAGAUGAAAGAAGAUGCAAGCAACAUUUAUAUUUCCUCAGUUGAUUCUAUUGAAUCGUUUUUCAGCUAUGGCUAAGCCAAUACCAAUGCCCUUUUUUCAAAGACCUUGGCUGAUGCAGCAAGGAGCAGCUGCAGCGGAAGGCGGCAAUAAAGGUUUAAAAGGCAUUUUAGCGGGUGGCAUAACAGGUGGCAUUGAGAUUUGCAUAACUUACCCCACCGAGUACAUUAAGACUCAGUUGCAGUUGGACGAAAAAGGUGAUCGUAAAAGAUAUAGCGGUGUUACGGAUUGUAUAAGAAAGACUGUUAUUCAAAGAGGUUUCUUUGGUCUCUAUCGAGGCUUGAGCGUUUUAUUAUACGGCAGCAUACCGAAGACGGCCAGCAGAUUUGGAGCCUUUGAAACUCUAAAAGACCACAUGGCUGAUAAUGGUCAAUUAAGUAUUUUCUCUAAAUUACUAUGCGGCUUAGGUGCGGGCAUAUGCGAAGCUGUGAUUGCCGUAACACCUAUGGAGACUAUCAAAGUCAAAUUCAUUAAUGACCAACGUACAGCGAAGCCUCAAUUUAAAGGGUUUUUUCAUGGCGUUGGACGUAUUAUUUGUAACGACGGCAUCGGUGGAAUUUACAAAGGAGUGACAGCUACUAUCCUAAAACAAGGUUCCAAUCAGGCUAUACGUUUCUUUGUUGUGGAAUCGCUUAAGGAUUCAUACAAGGCUAAAAAUCCCCAAAAACCGGUUCCUAAAUUAUUAGUAGGAGCUUUCGGUUUUAUAGCUGGCGCUGCUUCGGUUUUGUGCAAUACUCCCCUGGACGUAAUUAAAACACGCAUGCAGGGAUUAGAAGCAGCUAAAUACCAUAGUACAGCCAAUUGCGCUUUAAAAAUUUGGCAUAACGAAGGCAUUUCCGCCUUCUAUAAAGGUACUGUACCGCGCCUAAGUCGUGUCUGCCUGGAUGUUGCUUUCACUUUUAUGAUUUAUGAUUCUUUCAUGGAUGUAUUCAACAGAGUUUGGUACACAACAGACGAAAUCAAUUAAUUUGAAGCAUUUCUUUUUGAAAAAUAUACAAGCAAAAGUAUAAAUUGAUAAAACCUAUUUUUAAGAUAAUCUUUAUAUUUAUGUAAUUUAUAUAUGUAUAUUUUUUAUAUGUAUACCUAACUAUUAUAUGCAUGAACAUUUUCUUGUUAACUGCAAACUAAACAUUUUUUUUGAGCAAACUUUAAGGCUUUAAGGCUAAGAAUCC